Molecule: messenger RNA, 1230 nt
Organism: Procambarus clarkii (red swamp crayfish)
Lineage: Eukaryota; Metazoa; Arthropoda; Malacostraca; Decapoda; Cambaridae
Product: glutamate receptor 2-like
Cellular component (GO): membrane
Molecular function (GO): ligand-gated monoatomic ion channel activity
Source: RefSeq, a predicted model, not a curated record
AACAUAGAUGGACCCAUGGGCAACCUGCUGAAAUUAUUCGCCAAGAUCAUAAACUUUGAGUAUAUUUUGGUUCGACCUCCAGAUGGACUGUGGGGAGCCGAACAGCCAGAUGGAUCCUGGUCUGGUAUGAUGGGCAUGGUGCACAGGGAGGAGGUGGAGUUCGCCGUGGGUCCGUUCACCAUCACACCUGAGAGGGAGACUGUGUGCGACUUCUCAGCGGCCGUUCACACCGACGACCUGGCCCUCCUGGUGAUCAGACCGGGACUCACCAACGACAUCAGCGGCUUCCUCAAGCCCUUCAACCCUCUGGUGUGGCUGUUGAUUCUGUGUAGUGCAGUGAGCAUCGGAAUUACCAUGACAUUGGUGGUGAAGGCAGAGGGGAAGGUGUUUGGCUGCUCAACCAGCAACCUCAUAGACAAGAUGCCCACGUGGAUCCUUCAGACCAUCACACAGGAUAGCCCAAAGUGGCUGCCUAGAAGGGACGCCGGCCGCCUGAUAGCGACCACGUGGCUUCUGGCGUCCUUUGUGUUCACGUCCUGCUACAGCGGCAUCCUCACGGCCAUGCUGACGGUGCCUCGGGUCACCAUCCCCAUAGACUCCCUGGCGGACCUGGUGGCCCAGACUCACCUGCCCUGGCGACUGGAGGCUGGCUCCAUGAUGCCAAAGUACUUGAUGGAUUCUGGAGACCCGGUGAGGCAGAAGGUGGUGACGGCGAUGUCCGGCACCUUCCCUGACUGCUGGGAGGCGCGUCGAGCCGUCGCCUCCGGCCAGUACGCCGCCCUCUGCGACCAGACCUCCAUGAAGAAGUCCAUGUCAUGGGACUUCAGCACAACUGGGAAGUGUCACCUGUACAUUGCCAGCCAGAAAGUUUACACAAACGCUAUGAUGGCUCUGGCGUUCAAGGCUAACUCUUCCUAUCGCUCGAGAGCUGACCAAAUUAUCAUGAUGGCAAAGGAGGCUGGGCUGCUGGAGCGGUGGAUGGGGACAGAGAUCACCAACACCAGCCAGUGCCUGCGGCCGCCCACCUCAGACAAGAGGGACGGCAUUUUGGCCCUCAACCUUGAGGCUCUCUCGGGCCCAUUUUUUGUCCUAGCUGUAGGGUUAGCAGCAGGAAUUCCGGUGCUGCUGAUUGAGAUUUUGGGUUACCGUGUGUACGCUCGAUUAGAAGCUCACUCCCACCAAGUAAUCACAAGGUCUUGGGUCCCCAGCCGUCUACGCUGUGAUACGUAA